AUGGCCAUUCCAGCAGCCCUCAUCACAGGCACUAUUUGCUACAUUAUACUCGGUAUUGUUGCUCUUGCCGUUGUCUUCUCAAUGAGAUCAAUUGGCAAGCUAAACCCCGAUGACGCCGCGGUUGGAAAUGUUGUCGUUAUCAUUGCUACAGUGUCGAUGUGGCUAUUUUGGUUCUGCGCUUGGAUGCACCAAUGGCACCCUCUCAUCUCACCGAUAUACGAAGGAUAA
This is a messenger RNA of Cylindrotheca closterium, 228 nucleotides long. Lineage: Eukaryota; Bacillariophyta; Bacillariophyceae; Bacillariales; Bacillariaceae. The record is from the annotation of a GenBank genome assembly.